AUGAGACUGGCCACGUGUUCGUCGGACAAGACGAUCAAGAUCUUUGAGGUCGACGGCGAGAACCACAAGCUCGUGGAGACGCUCAAGGGUCACGACGGGCCGGUCUGGCAGGUCGCGUGGGCCCACCCGAAAUUCGGCGUGAUACUGGCCUCCUGCUCGUACGACGGCAAGGCUCUCAUCUGGAAAGAAGAGAACGGAGUGUGGUCGAACAUCGCAGAGCACGGUGUGCACCAAGCCUCCGUGAACAGCGUUUCGUGGGCGCCAAGCGAGUACGGCGCGGUGCUGCUGUGCACCUCCAGUGACGGCAAGGCCUCUGUGGUGGAGUUCAUGGAAGACGGAUCGCAAAAGACAAUGGUGUUCCAGGCACAUGCCAUCGGAGCUAACGCAGGCUCCUGGGCCCCUCCGCACAAGGACAACAUCAAGGAAAGACGACUCGUGACCGGUGGAUGCGACAACCUAGUCAAGAUCUGGAAACUCGACCCGCAAGUCAAUAAUUACGUCGAGGAGGCCGUGCUCGCAGGCCACACAGACUGGGUCAGAGACGUGGCCUGGUCGUCGUCCCUGCUCUCCAAGUCAUACAUUGCAUCUGCCUCGCAGGAUAGAACCGUUCUGAUAUGGACCAACGACACAGUCGGCGGCAAGUCGCCAUGGAAAAAACAGCUCCUGACGGAGGAAAAGUUCCCUGACGUGUGCUGGAGAGCCAGCUGGUCGCUCAGCGGAAACGUGCUCGCCAUCAGUGGCGGCGACAACAAGGUGACGCUAUGGAAGGAGAACUUGUCGGGAAAAUGGGAGUCUGCUGGUGAAGCCGAUCAGUAA
This is a messenger RNA of Ogataea angusta, 816 nucleotides long. RefSeq lists its product as uncharacterized. Gene Ontology annotation, molecular function: structural molecule activity; protein binding. The record is from RefSeq and is a predicted model, not a curated record. Gene Ontology annotation, cellular component: COPII vesicle coat; nuclear pore outer ring. The transcript has 2 exons. Gene Ontology annotation, biological process: positive regulation of TOR signaling; protein import into nucleus; COPII-coated vesicle budding. Bases 1 to 816 code for a protein of 271 amino acids. NCBI's taxonomy places the organism in Eukaryota, Fungi, Ascomycota, Pichiomycetes, Pichiales, Pichiaceae.